GGCGGCGGGGGGCGGGGCAUGGCGCGCGGUGAGGCGCAGGGCGGCUGGCACAGACGGCGGCGCCGGGGCCGGAGGAAAAAGCUCGCCACCCCCACCAGUCCCGUCUCAAGCUCCUAGGGACAACUGUGGACUUGGGGACCAGCGAGCACCCCCGGGGCACGAGAGGAGCCCCUGCUGCCUGCCCUGCCUCACCCUGCCCCACACCAGGCCCAGCGGCCCCGGGCUGCAUCAAGUGGAGGAGGAGGAAAAGGCGGAGGAGGGUGGCACCAUGGGCCCGGGCCGUGCCCUCCAUGCCCGGGGGAUGAAGACAUUGCUACCAUGGACAGCCCGUGCCAGCCGCAGGCCCUGAAUCAGUCUCUCCCUCAGUUGCCAGGGUCUGUGUCAGAGUCCUUGGAGCCUAGCCGAGCCAGAAUGGGGGUGGAGAGUUACCUGCCCUGCCCUCUGCUACCCUCCUACCGCCACCCAGGAGCAUCUGGUGAGGCCUCGGCUGGCAGUGGGACUCCCAGAACCACAGCCACCGCUACCACUGCCAGCCCCCUUCGGGAGGGCUUUGGUGGGCAGGAUGGUGGCGAACUGUGGCCACUGCAGAGUGAAGGUGCUGCCGCGCUGGUCACCAAGGAGUGCCAGCGACUGGCGGCCCAGGGUGCCCGGCCUGAGGCCCCCAAGCGCAAGUGGGCCAAGGAUGGUGGGGACGCCCCUUUACCCAGCAAGCGACCGUGGGCCCGGCCAGAGAACCAGGGAGCCCAGGGGGAAAGUGACGUGGGCUGCGGCAGCGGCACUGGCAGCGGCGAGGCAGGUGCUAGGCUGAGGGAGGGCGCCCAGCCCUCUGCCCCUGAGCGCCUGGCCCUGGACUACAUUGUGCCUUGCAUGCGGUACUAUGGUAUCUGCGUCAAGGACAACUUCUUGGGGGCCACACUGGGUGGCCGCGUGCUGGCUGAGGUGGAGGCCCUGAAGUGGGGCGGGCGCCUGCGCGAUGGGCAGCUAGUGAGCCAGCGGGCCAUCCCACCGCGCAGCAUUCGUGGGGACCAGAUUGCCUGGGUGGAAGGCCACGAGCCGGGCUGCAGGAGCAUUGGUGCCCUCAUGGCUCAUGUGGACACAGUAAUCCGCCACUGUGCAGGGCGGCUGGGCAACUACGUCAUCAAUGGGCGCACCAAGGCCAUGGUGGCGUGUUACCCAGGCAAUGGGCUUGGGUACGUGAGGCAUGUUGACAACCCUCAUGGAGAUGGGCGCUGCAUCACCUGUAUCUAUUACCUGAAUCAGAACUGGGAUGUCAAGGUGCAUGGUGGCCUGCUGCAGAUCUUCCCUGAGGGUCGGCCAGUGGUAGCCAACAUCGAGCCACUCUUUGACCGGUUGCUCAUUUUCUGGUCUGACCGACGGAACCCACAUGAGGUGAAACCAGCCUAUGCCACCAGGUACGCCAUCACUGUCUGGUAUUUUGAUGCCAAGGAGCGGGCAGCAGCCAGAGACAAGUAUCAGCUAGCGUCGGGACAGAAAGGUGUCCAGGUUCCUGUAUCACAGCCGACUACACCCACCUAAUGGCCAGCCCAGAGUUGUGUGGAUCAGCAGCUCCCUGCCUUCAGGGGAGCCCGGGCCCAGCUGCAGCUCACUAGCCUCAGUGCCCGCCUUUCCCUGCGCUGCUGCUGCUUCUGGCUUGCCUCCGUACUGCGUGCUGUGGAGGGUAUAAGCGUCACCGAGGACCAACAAGGAGAGGCCUCUGCUGCCCGACGAUCGGGGCUGGGUUGUGACCUAGGCAGUGGCUGCUGUCCUGCCAUGUCUGGUCCAUUGCUUGUUGAGCUGAGAGGAGGCAGGAUUUGGGGUUGAGGUGAGUCAUGGCCUCUUGCUGGCAAAGGUCCCACCCCUCCAGCCUGGAUGUGAAGUGACUCCCCAACCCCUUUGGCUAGGCACUUUAUGGACUGGGCUGCCACUGCUUGGGCAGAGUAAGGUGCCAUGAGGAGCAUGGGUAUGGAGGUCCUGCCAGCCAAGAAAUAAAAGUUUACCUCAGAGCUGCA
Molecule: messenger RNA, 2009 nt
Organism: Phodopus roborovskii (desert hamster)
Lineage: Eukaryota; Metazoa; Chordata; Mammalia; Rodentia; Cricetidae
Gene: Egln2
Product: egl-9 family hypoxia inducible factor 2
Exons: 6
Coding region: 319-1536 (405 amino acids)
Biological process (GO): cellular response to hypoxia; peptidyl-proline hydroxylation to 4-hydroxy-L-proline
Cellular component (GO): cytoplasm; nucleus
Molecular function (GO): ferrous iron binding; peptidyl-proline 4-dioxygenase activity; L-ascorbic acid binding
Source: RefSeq, a predicted model, not a curated record